AUGCAUAUGUUUUACUAUUUUCUCCAGUUCCUGAUUUCUGUGACUUUCAUUGUACCAACCACAGGCGCCUUGCUGAAUUCUGAACACUCCAAACUACGUGGAGGUUCCUGUGAGAGAAAUUGUCAGGAAGAUGAAAAGCAGGCUGAUAUUUGCCUCUCGCCACGUAUGACUUGCUGCACUGAGAGAUGA
Molecule: messenger RNA, 189 nt
Organism: Jaculus jaculus (lesser Egyptian jerboa)
Lineage: Eukaryota; Metazoa; Chordata; Mammalia; Rodentia; Dipodidae
Gene: Defb114
Product: defensin beta 114
Exons: 2
Coding region: 1-189 (62 amino acids)
Source: RefSeq, a predicted model, not a curated record